AUGGCGGCGGCGGGGCCUGGCGGGGGUACGGCGCCUCCCGGGCCGGGCUGGGCUCCGCUCCCGCCGCCGGGAGGACGAUCCGCCUCGGCAGAUGUUAUCCUAACAUUUGUCUGCGUGUUGACAAAGGAGUCUGUAGAAAUUGCUCCAGUGCCAUAUACACUGCAAGUCCAUCAGGUAGCUUUGGAUGGAAGAGACCCCUCUAGCUCCCUGAGGAGAGAAAAGAGGCAGGUGCAGUGUCAGCUAGGACAAUACCUACAUCCCAGAGAGACCCACUGCUGCAUGAGGUGCCAUGCAGGUACCUACAAGGCAAAAGACUGUGAUCAUCCUGACCAGGCACCUGUCUGUCUUCCGUGUGCUAAUGGCACAUUCACAGCUGUUGAUAACACCAUGUCUAAAUGCUUCCAGUGUACACAUUGCCGUACAGAAUUCCAGCAGAUAGUAGAGGCCCCCUGCACCCCAAAGCAAGAUACCGUAUGUGGCUGUCGGAAGAAUCAAUACCAGAUUGGCAUGUUGGAUCUCUUCCGGUGUAAGAACUGUAGCUCAUGUGUCAAUGGGAUUAUUGCCAACUGUUCAAAGGACAGAGACACAAUUUGCAGGUGUAAGCCUCGAUACUUUCUGACACUUAGUAACGUUUGCAAGCAUUGCAACAGCUGCAUUGGAGAAGAAUGCCUGCAGUGUCAUAGCCCAGUGACUACCUCACCGACUUCCUCUGGGCUGAAUGGGAGCCUUGUCCUUGGCAUCAUCGUUGCAAUAUUUGGAGUUAUCUCUGUCCUCUACGUUGUAAAUAAAGUAGUGAAGCUCGUCCGGGAAAAUGGGAUAGCAUCGUCUUUCUACUCCUGUGUUUCUAUGCCGCAGACAACCAAGGAUCCAGUAUGUGAGGUUGAAGUAAAAAGAAGUGAAAUUUCCAUCCUUCUUCCUGAGUCCCAGAAGGAAACAGAAUUGUCAGUGAAUACACCACCACCACCUGCACCUCUGCCACAAAGUUCACAUGAGUUACCAGACUGUGUCAGACCUGCCAGGAAGACGCAGCUUCCAGACAAUCCUGCUAUUCUCUACGCUGUGGUAGAUCAUGUACCACCAUCUCGGUGGAAAGAGUUUGUGAGGCGUCUGGGUCUGAGUGACUAUGAUCUAGAGCGAAUUGAGAUGGAGCAUCGGCGUUUACGAGAUGCCCAGUAUGAAAUGCUUAGACUGUGGAAACUGCAGAUGGGCCAUGCUGCAACUGUGGAGCACAUCAGCUGUGUUCUCAACCAGAUGGAGCUGAGUGGCUGCAGUGAAGCUAUUCAAGAGGCUUUGCUAAACCAGAACUCUCCUCAACCUUGCAGCCUCCACAACCAUCUUUAA
Molecule: messenger RNA, 1341 nt
Organism: Charadrius vociferus (killdeer)
Lineage: Eukaryota; Metazoa; Chordata; Aves; Charadriiformes; Charadriidae
Product: tumor necrosis factor receptor superfamily member 1A-like
Exons: 10
Coding region: 1-1341 (446 amino acids)
Biological process (GO): signal transduction; inflammatory response
Cellular component (GO): signaling receptor complex; membrane raft; mitochondrion
Molecular function (GO): tumor necrosis factor receptor activity; tumor necrosis factor binding
Source: RefSeq, a predicted model, not a curated record